CUUGGUGCAAAUCCAAGUAGCAGCUAUGCACCUCACCCCCAUCAUAAUAGCCACCACCCUAGUUCUCAUUUUUUUACUUCUUACAUUUCCAGUCCUCUCCUCCUUUUCUCCGCGCCCUCUCCCCCCAAACUGAGCCCUAACCCAAGUUAAAACUGCAGUAAAAUGAGCCUUUUUUGCUAGCAUUCUUCCUCUCUGCCUUUUUCUCAAUGAAGGCGCAGAAACAAUUAUUACCAACUGCGCUUGAAUAAAUACCCACACUUUUGACAUCAACAUCAGUCUUAAGUUUGAUAUUUAUUCAGUCAUCUUCACCCCCGUCGCCCUAUAUGUCACGUGAUCAAUCCUAGAAUUUGCCUCCUGAUACAUACACGCCGACCCCUACAUAAACCGAUUCUUUAAGUACCUAUUAAUUUUCCUCAUUGCCAUGAUUAUUCUUGUAACCGCAAACAAUAUGUUCCAACUAUUUAUCGGCUGAGAAGGGGUCGGAAUUAUAUCUUUUCUUCUUAUUGGCUGAUGAUAUGGCCGCACAGACGCAAACACCGCUGCCCUUCAGGCAGUAAUCUAUAACCGAGUUGGGGAUAUUGGUUUAAUUUUUGCUAUAGCUUGAAUUGCGACCUCCCUUAACUCUUGAGAAAUACAACAAAUAUUUACAUUAUCCAAAGACUUUGACCUAACUUAUCCCCUUAUUGGCCUUAUUAUUGCUGCUACCGGCAAGUCCGCCCAAUUCGGCCUCCAUCCAUGGCUUCCUUCUGCCAUAGAAGGUCCUACACCGGUCUCUGCCCUACUGCACUCAAGCACCAUAGUCGUAGCAGGUAUUUUUCUCCUCAUUCGUAUAAGCCCAAUGUUAGAAAACAACCAAACUGCCCUCACUAUUUGCCUUUGCCUAGGGGCCCUCACCACCCUAUUUACCGCAACCUGCGCCCUCACCCAGAAUGACAUUAAAAAAAUUGUUGCUUUCUCAACAUCAAGUCAACUAGGCCUAAUAAUAGUUACAAUCGGACUCAACCAACCCCAACUUGCCUUCCUUCACAUCUGCACCCACGCAUUCUUUAAGGCUAUACUCUUCCUCUGCUCAGGGUCUAUCAUUCACAGCCUAAACGACGAACAAGACAUCCGAAAAAUGGGGGGCAUGCACCACCUAACCCCUUUUACAUCUUCCUGUUUAACCAUCGGAAGUCUAGCUCUCACAGGGGCCCCCUUCUUAGCAGGCUUCUUUUCAAAAGAUGCCAUCAUUGAAGCCCUAAACACAUCUUACCUAAACGCCUGAGCCCUCUUCCUCACCCUCCUAGCCACUUCCUUCACCGCUAUCUAUAGCCUCCGAGUUGUUUUCUUUGUAUCAAUAGGACAUCCCCGCUUCAACCCGCUCUCCCCUAUUAAUGAAAAUAACCCAACAGUUAUUAACCCCAUCAAACGUCUUGCCUGAGGAAGUGUAGUCGCCGGCCUCCUAAUCACCUCCAACAUUACCCCUCUAAAAACACCAGUUAUGUCCAUACCCUUUCUUCUCAAAGCUGCCGCCCUCGUAGUAACCAUUAUUGGCCUUCUUACCGCACUAGAACUUGCCUCCCUUACCAACAAACAAUAUAACCCAACUCCAAAACUUGCCCCCCAUCAUUUUUCUAACAUACUAGGAUUCUUUCCAAUAAUUAUCCACCGCCUCACCCCCAAACUAAGCCUGACUCUAGGACAAACCAUCGCCUCCCAAACGGUUGACCAAACAUGACUAGAAAAAAUUGGCCCAAAAGCAACUGCCUCCCUCAGCCUCCCUUUAAUUACAACAACCAAUAACAUUCAACAAGGCAUAAUCAAAACCUAUCUCUCUCUUCUUCUUCACCUUCGGCCUAGCUCUUCUACUGUUACUUUAUUAAACAGCUCGAAGAGCCCCCCGACUUAAGCCCCGUGUUAACUCCAACACCACAAGCAACGUCAACAACAACACUCAAGCCCCUAUUACCAAGACGCCCCCGCCAGCCGAAUACAUCAAAGCUACCCCUCCAAUAUCCCCCCGAAAAACCGAGAAUUCAGCAAAUUCGUCGGCUGAAACUCAAGCGCCCUCAUAUCACCCCCCUCAAAAUAGCCCCGCUGCCGCACACACCCCUAGUACAUAAGCCAUUAUGACCCCUAGGACCGGCCAACUCCCUCAGCCCUCCGGAUAAGGUUCAGCAGCUAACGCUGCUGAAUAUGCAAACACUACCAACAUCCCCCCCAAAUAGAUCAAGAAUAAAAUUAAAGAUAAGAAAGAUCCUCCAUGCCCCACCAACACCCCACACCCCAUGCCUGCUACUGCAACCAGCCCCAACGCCGCAAAAUACGGCGAGGGGUUAGAAGCAACCGCUGCAAGCCCCAACACCAGCCCUAACAAGAAAAUAAACAUAAUAUAAACCAUAGUUUCUGCCAGGAUUUUAACCAGGACCAAUGACUUGAAAAACCACCGUUGUUAUUCAACUACAAAAACAAUAA
Messenger RNA from Neolamprologus brichardi, 2454 nucleotides. NCBI's taxonomy places the organism in Eukaryota, Metazoa, Chordata, Actinopteri, Cichliformes, Cichlidae. The record is from RefSeq and is a predicted model, not a curated record.